Molecule: messenger RNA, 6143 nt
Organism: Oryctolagus cuniculus (rabbit)
Lineage: Eukaryota; Metazoa; Chordata; Mammalia; Lagomorpha; Leporidae
Gene: ADORA2A
Product: adenosine A2a receptor
Biological process (GO): G protein-coupled adenosine receptor signaling pathway; adenylate cyclase-activating G protein-coupled receptor signaling pathway
Cellular component (GO): plasma membrane
Molecular function (GO): G protein-coupled adenosine receptor activity
Source: RefSeq, a predicted model, not a curated record
GUCCGUCUUUGCUUGUCGCCCCUCAGCCGUCCUGCUGAACUCCACUAGGCAGAGGUGGGUGCUCUCGGUCUGCCUCUUGUCCCUUGGCCCCCCUCUCUGACCCUCCUGGUGAGGCCCUGUGAGAGCCCCUCAGUGCCGUCUCCGAUCCCUGGCUGUCUUUCUCUACCUGCCCGAGGCCCGUCACAUCUGCUGUGGCCUUUAUGCCAAUCCACUUUUCACUUCGGGAUUUUAGUUACUCCUUGUCCAGAUUCUCCUGUGCUUGUUUUGUUUCUGCUAGUUGAUGCCUAAGUUCUCAUUCUUGCUUUUGGAUGUUAUUCCUUUAUCUUUGAAGUUCUUUGUCUUUAAAAAUUGUGUUUUUACUUCUUGUUUGGGAGGCAGAGACAAGAGAUUGGCUUUUCCAUCCCGUUGGUUUACUCCCCAAAUGCCUGCGAUAGCUGGAGCCAGGCCAGGGUGAAGCUGAGCCGGGAUUCAGUCUGUCUCCUGUGUGGGUGGCAGAGGCCCACGGCCCUGAGCCAUCACCUGCUGCCCAGGGCGUGCAAAAGCAAGCAGCAGUAUCAGAAGUGGAGCCAGUCCUCAGAAGCAGGGACUCUGCUGUGAGAGAUGGGCCUCCCAAGCUGCGUGUGUGUGCGACAUUUGCUUUAUGUUGUGAUAGAGACGGAGGAGGAAAGAGAUUUCCUGGAUCACUCCCCAAAUGGCUGCGACAGCCGGGACUGUACCAGGCCGCAGCCAGGAGCUCCAUCCUGGUCCCCCACGGGUGGCAGGGACUUAGAUACUUGAGCCCUCUUGCGCUGCUUUCCCAGGUGUAUCAUCAGGGAGCCGAAUCAGAAGCAGAGCAGCCCGGGGCUCACACCAGCGGCACUGUGAAACGAGACGCUGCCCUCGCAAGCGGAGGCCCAGCCUAGGCCGCCAUGACACCGGUCCCCCGGGCAGCGUCUUCACCGCUGUGCCACCUGCCUGCCCCAGAAGCUCCUCCCCGGGAAGUGUUACUAGAUUCCCGUCACCUCCUCUUCUUUUGUAUUUGUAUUUGUGAUCUCCUGCUCAUCGCUCAUCAUAGCCUUAACUUUCCUCCUGUGCGUUGUUGUGGUUUGCAGCUCAUCUGGCCUGGGAGCUGAGGGCUGGGGAGCACCUGCUCCUCGGGGGUUUCCUGGGCUCUUUCUUCCUUGAGACCCCCCCUCCCCACAUCGUGGGCACGGGGCCAGGCUGGGCUGAGCACAGGAGCAGGUGGCAUGGAGCUCCCUGUGGACCAGCAGUUGGGGUGGUCCCCGCAGAGUCGGUGCUUGGCAAACUUGUCACCGGAGGAUCCUGAGGCCUGAACACAGACCCCUCCGUCCAGCAGGCUCUGGGAGGUGCUGGUGCCAGGGCAUGUGUUCAGGGAGCCAGGAGUGGGCCAGGAGAUGUGCGGGCUUUAAGUGGAGUUUUAAUUAAAGCGGCCAGCAGGCGGGCGCGGCGGUUUGGAGUCUGGACUGCGGAGAACCCUGUGGGGCGGCUCUUUCCAAGAGCCUUGCGCACCUUCGCAGCAUGUCUCUGGUUUUUGUAGGACAGUGCACGCCCUCUGCCCCGUCCCAACAAGGGACAGUCAUGGAGAAAUAUCACAUUAUUAAUAUUUAAUUUCCCCUCCUGGCUAGCAACAGAUGACUCAAGGAUUAAUUAGAUAGCGGCAACAACGAAGAAUAGGAAAUUGCCAGGCCGUGGCCCCGCCCUGGCCCCCUCCCCGGCCACUCCUUCCUGUGGCUCUGGGAGGCUUUGGGAGGGAGGGAAGCCGGAGGAGCCAGGCGGCCUCAGGAAGUCGUCCUGCUGCUGCAUCCAGCAUGACUCCCCUUGUCCUGGGCUUCCUGAUGGUCAUGCUCUGUACCUUAGCUUCCUAGGCUCAGAGUGGGGCACAGGCUGAUACAGGGUCCUGGCAUCCAGGCAGGUAGCCUCUCGGUGAGCACGGGGCUUGGCAGCUCUGCGGUAGCCAGCGGACUGUGUAAGGCCCCAGUUCUUGUUGGUGACACAUCAGUAGCUUGAAAUUGGCCAAAGUGCGAACAUGGACACCUGGCUGAGGCCAGGGCAACCCAGGCAAGAGCCACUGGCCAGCCUGCAGUUGAGCACCUGCCGCCUCCUGGCCCCUCUCUCUGUCAUCUGCAUGGCUCAGGGCUGGGGAGUGGACUGGUUGGGCAGACAGGCCCUGGCACUGACCAUGGGCAGGAGGGUCAGUGCCACCAAGACUGCCAGCCGGCAAGGAGACGGCUUCAUGUGCAUGGGGAGGAUGCUGGUUCCAGUGUUGCUCAGCGGAAGGUGCUUAGGGGAGACCCUAAGAACUGGGGAUACACAGGCACGUGUGGCUGCUGGGAGAGCUUUGCUGAACAGUGGUCUGGGUCAGGCCCUUGAAGGCCCAUUCCACACUGGGCGUCCUAGGUGACGUGUCAGUCCAGCCCUGGGCACAGGUGCUGGUGGUGUGGGCCCCAUCCGCGGAGCUCUAGGGCGGGGGAGCACUGCCCUUCCCUGCCUGCCCCUCCGGCAGAAGCGUUCCACCUUGUCAGCCCCUAGCAGGGCAUCUGAGGACGGUCCUGGAGAGUGUCACACUGGAUACUGACCCCGUCCCGACUAUACUGCACGGGCCUGGGCCGGCAGGAGGCUGUGAUAGCCUCCAGUGCAGACUCCCAGAGGGCACUAGAGGUGGGAGAGAUGGCUCCUCCAGGGCUCACUGGGCCUGGGUGGUCCUGGCUGGACAGUGGCUGCCUGUUCCUGCUGUUGGUGCUGGGCCUGGGAGCCCACCCUGAGGCACCUGGGUGGGAGGCAGACUGGGGCCAGCACCAGCUCUGGCAGCACCUGGUAGACCUGGGCCUUGCCGGCAGCUGGGUGGGCCCCGGGUGAUGCUGUUCUGGGCUGUAGGGACCCCAUGCGUGUCUGAGGAUGGCCCUAAGAGCCUUGGUAUGGCCUUGUCUGCGAUGUGCUUUGGGAGCAACUGGCUAACAAGUGUCUCCGUCGCUGCUCCCUUAAUGGACUUAGUGGGACUCAGGCCUCUCUCUGCCAGGCCCUGGCCUUCUGUCAGGUGCCCCAUUGUGAGCUUCCUAGUGGAGAGACUCCUCAGGUGUGGCUGCAGCCCUUGCUUAAGCCACUAACAGCUUUACAGUUAGAAGGAAACUUGGGGUCCAUCUAUUUCAGCCCUCGUGUCACUUCCUGGGGGAGCGGGUAGGGGCAGCCUGGCCCCUUCAAGGAGACCAGGAACUAGGAGUGACCUCCCGAGGUCACCAGUCCUGCUACACUCACCUGGGGCCGCUGCAAGGCUGUCUCGGCCCCGUGUCCUCAGGGAGGCGAUGGCCAGGCUUGAGGGGAGCCCUGGGAAUCGGGGCUGGGCUCAGGCCUGCCGGGGAGACCGAGCUUGCUGGUUUUGAGGGGUACCACUAACGCCUCGUGUUUUUAAGACCUCUUGGCGCUGGGGGAGUCCUUUCACACCUGUUAUUUCCUUCUCAUAGGCUCAUGGGUGAAAGGCAGGAUGGCCCCCAGGGGGCCUCUGGGUCCAACCUCCUCACGGUACCAGUGGGUAACUGAGGGCCAGAAGGAAGGAGUGCUCUUGCCCAAGGUCCCCCAGCUCUGAGCACCUACUUUCUGCUGGGGACCAGACCCGUCAGUCACUCCCUGUCAGCCAGGCAGGGGAGCAGGUGGGGAAGAGGCGUGGGAGGAGGUGGAGGGAGCAGCUUCCUCCAAGGAGGCAGGCAGCUCCAGCACCUGCCCCGCCCAGAGGCGGGGACACCCGGAGGCAGCGGGUUCAGGUUUGUGGUUGCUCUGCUGCUGCAGUGGAGACGGGCUGGUGGCUCCCCGGGGCUCUCCAGGUGCCUUGGGAACGCUGAAGCUGAGCUGGCUAUGACGCUGCUGCCGGCGCCCCUGCCGAGGGCCUGGUCUGGGGAGACUGGCCGGCAUCCGGGAGAGCCGCCCCGACAGCGAUGCUCUUGACUCUCCUGUGAGGAAGGGGCUCGGGGGCCUGGGCCCCUGCACCUGGGCUGGGCUGGCCAGGAGCUGGGUGGGCAGACAGCUGGGCUGCAGCUAUGGACCGUGAGCUGGCCCGGCCCGCGUCCCCGCUGAGCCUGCCUGUCCGCGGCCGUGCCUACCAUGGGCUCCUGGGUGUACAUCACGGUGGAGCUGGCCAUCGCCGUGCUGGCUGUGUUGGGCAACGUGCUGGUGUGCUGGGCUGUGUGGCUCAACAGCAACCUGCAGAACGUCACCAACUACUUUGUGGUGUCGCUGGCGGCAGCCGACAUUGCCGUGGGCGUGCUUGCCAUCCCCUUCGCCAUCACCAUCAGCACCGGGUUCUGCGCCGCCUGCCACGGCUGCCUCUUCAUCGCCUGCUUCGUCCUGGUCCUCACUCAGAGCUCCAUCUUCAGCCUGCUGGCCAUCGCCAUUGACCGCUACAUCGCCAUCCGCAUCCCGCUGCGGUACAAUGGCUUGGUGACUGGCACACGGGCCAAGGGCAUCAUUGCCAUCUGCUGGGUGCUGUCAUUUGCCAUCGGCCUGACGCCCAUGCUGGGCUGGAACAACUGCGGCCAGCCGAGGGAGGGCCGAAACCACUCGCAGGGCUGCGGGGCGGGCCAGGUGGCCUGCCUCUUUGAGGACGUGGUCCCCAUGAACUACAUGGUGUACUACAACUUCUUCGCCUGCGUGCUGCUGCCCCUGCUGCUCAUGCUGGGCAUCUACCUGCGCAUCUUCCUGGCUGCCCGGCGCCAGCUGAAGCAGAUGGAGAGCCAGCCCCUGCCGGGGGAGCGCACCCGGUCCACGCUGCAGAAGGAGGUGCACGCCGCCAAGUCGCUGGCCAUCAUCGUGGGGCUCUUUGCCCUCUGCUGGCUGCCCCUGCACAUCAUCAACUGCUUCACCCUCUUCUGCCCCGAGUGCAGCCACGCCCCUCUCUGGCUCAUGUACCUGGCCAUUGUCCUCUCCCACAGCAACUCUGUCGUGAACCCCUUCAUCUACGCCUACCGGAUCCGUGAGUUCCGCCAGACCUUCCGCAAGAUCAUCCGCAGCCACGUCCUGCGGCGGCAGGACCCCUUCAAGGCGGGCGGCACCAGUGCACGGGCCCUGGCUGCUCACGGCAGUGACGGGGAGCACGUCAGUCUUCGACUGAACGGCCACCCGCCGGGGCUGUGGGCCAAUGGCAGCGCUCCCCAUCCUCAACGUCGGCCCAACGGCUAUGCCCUGGGGCUGGGGAGCACAGGAGGCGCCCGAGCUUCCCACAGGGACGUGAGCCUCCCAGACGUGGAGCUCCUCGGCCAGGAGCGUAAGAGCAUGUGCCCGGAGUCCCCCGGCCUCGAGGAGCCCCUGGCCCAGGAUGGCGCGGGAGUGUCCUGAGUGUCCCCAGGAAGGGGAUCUCGAUCUUCCUGCUUGGCUGGACCAGUCACACGGGGAAAGAGAAGCAUGGGUGAGCCAAGAGACCCUGUGGCUGGCCGGCUCCCCCCUGGACUGAGGAGGGCGCCCCGGGCUGGAGCAGCAUGAGACCAGCAGGGAGGGUGCCGGUUCUGAGGAAGCAGGCGUCUUGUGCUGGGGGGCCCCCGAGCCAGGCCAGGGCCAAAGCACCAGCAGCACCUUGGCUGGGCAGGGCCCAGCCAGCCCCUCCCACCAAGCAUCUGGAAGCCACAGGUGUCCGCAGAGCACCCUGCCCUGGUCCUGAAACUGGGGAGUGGCUCCAGCAGCUCCCCUUCCCCAACACACACCCCCUACUCUCCCCGGACUUUGCUAGGGUGUCAGAGCUGCUGGCCUGGAUGUGGCAUUUGCCUAUUUUUUUUUUUUUCCAAGAGAAAAUGUAAGUGUGAGGAAAUCCCUUUUAUUUUAUUACCAUCCUCUCCCCCGCUGCUGGGUUUGCUGGUCCUGCUGCUAUCCUGGAACAGGGAACCUCAGGCAGCUCCCCCCACCCCCGGCUACCCUGAGCUGCCACACACUUCUCAGUCCCAAGGCCACCUCUUGGGGUGACAGAGCUGGGCCGGAGGACAGGGAGUUGUAGCAGGAACGCGGCUCAGGCCCUAGGGGAGAGGCUGGGACUGGCAAGCUAAGGGCAUGUGCCUGGGUCACUCGGAGCUGUCCAGCUAGUGGCCCUGGCUGACUGCCUUUCCUCUAAAGGGAAUGUUGUUUUUGUCAGAUAAAAUAAAAAUGAGCCACAUUGUGUUUUAAGCUUG